Rhizoctonia solani is the source of this 1686-nucleotide messenger RNA. Its product is annotated as Fungal specific transcription factor domain. The record is from RefSeq and is a predicted model, not a curated record. The transcript has 6 exons. NCBI's taxonomy places the organism in Eukaryota, Fungi, Basidiomycota, Agaricomycetes, Cantharellales, Ceratobasidiaceae. Bases 1 to 1686 code for a protein of 561 amino acids.
AUGUCGAAUCCAGCGAGGGGACCCAAAAACGAACAAGACCAGCACCGAGACCCCCAGGGCGAGCAGGCAAAAAAACUUGCCAAACAGCAAGCGAGCUUGGCCCAGGCAUUGAGUCUCACAGAUAACUCACUGCUGGCCCCUGAUAGGCUUGCUGGUUCAUUCGACUCCCGCCACGUCCCCUCUCUCGGCGCCACGCCGCCCCUUGGUGCACACUUGGACACCACACUAUAUGAGCUAGCCAUGAUGCCUUCCCUCAACUUGACAUCUUACCAGCCGACCCUACUUGCUUCGUUCAGCCCGGAGAACAAUGAUUUCCUUUCACAGGAAGAUCAUUCAACCCACACGUUAACAUAUUCUCUGCCAUCAUCGAAUGAAAAUCUCCGUUCACUAGACCUACCAAGCUUGUAUUGCCCACCCGACCCAAGUUCCAGCCUCUAUAUUCACAAAAGUGAAAAUGUGGAAGACCUCGAGGGGGUUGGUGAAAUUGUUUGUCGAACUCCACUUGGCCUGGACCGUAUGGUAGAUAGCAACUCAUUGAUAUUCGUUUUAUACGCGUAUUCCCAAUGGAUUCUAUUGGCCGUUUUCGACCCUCUUCAAAUAAUUCAUACAUCACAAGAAACAAUAAUAAAUCAAUUUUUAGACUCCUCUGCUUCACGGUGCAGGCUCAUACUAAUCUCGGAAUUAAUGAUGAGAUUAAUCGAGUCCCAGAGCUUGGAUGAAGGAGGAAAGAGGAUGCUUGCAUUGCUAGAAGGCGAGAUUUGUCGAAACAUAGUAGGCUAUCAGACUCAGCAAAAGCUUUUGAGUCAAGAAGAACGGAGACGCGCAAUUACGGCGUUGGAUCACUUGCUGCUCAGUAUACGUCUAUUUUCAGCCCCUCUUGCCCCUACCCUCCAUCUCCUCCAAUUGACAGCCCCCGUAUUUCUAAGCACCUGUUCCCUACCUCAUCCCCCGGAUAUGUCAAUGGCUCUCCUUGAUCCCAGUAUUAACUUACGACAUUUUGUGGUGAUGGAUGUUGUUACAAGUAUUACGACCGUGCUUGAUGGUGACAUUGGUGGGCACGAACCGCGAAACAGAUAUCGUGUGCCCUGGUCCCUCGAUUUAUGCGGCAGAUUUACAAGGACAAGAGAGGACCAGGGUUUGCAAUGGAUGUUUGGCAUCCCGGAUCAAUUCAUUUUGCUCCUCGGGUAUAUGACUGGUCUCCGGGAUGAUGCUGACACUACCGGCAUACCAACGGCUCCCAGAGUUAUCGAGCAGAUUGAAGAAGACAUGAGAAGCAUGAUCAUCUUACCAUGUGAGGGCGGAGACGCAUCAUUAACAGUUGCAAGGAUGAUCGUACAGGCAUGUUGGCGCGGGGCCACCUUUAUUUAUCUUUACAUGGCAUUGUGCGGAGCGGACGCGUUCGAUCCUCGAGUAAUGAGAGCACAAAGAGGCUUCAUGAAGCUCGUAAAUGGAACCAGACCCGGACGUAACCCCGAUACAUUCUUACUUUUCCCCAUGCUAAUAUCUACCCAUCGACAAACCAUCAUAUCUCGUAUCCUUACCACACCCCAUUUUAUGAACCCAAAUACAACUGGAAACGAUUAUCUCCGUAUGUUAGAGGAUAUUUGGGCCCGGACAAACUCAGAAGGCAGGGCAGCUCGAUGGGAGGAUCUCCGAGAAGCGUGCGUGAGAAUUACGGGAAUCUAG